GAUGACGGUUACACGAUUGAAACGACCAACCUUACAAUAUAUGGGGGUGGACACUUCACCACACACGGUAGAUUACAUAUCAACGCUCAACAUUAUCUUGCUGUUUAAUCUGGUGGGAGGAUUUCUGUGGAUGGAGCUGGAUUCAAUGCAACUAAUGGAGUCACUGCUUCCACUGGUAAAUCAUCAUCAUCGGGUGGUAGUGGAGGUGGUUAUGGUGGUUCUGGUGGUACAGGGCGUGGUGCAUCAGUUGUGGGGAUACCUAACACCUUGUUCAAUGUACCCGAUGCAUUUGGUGCAGCAGGUGGGAAUGGCACAGGGGUGGGAACGUAUUACUUUGGUGAUGGAUACCUUGGGAACUUACCACAUGCUUAUGGUAUGGGAGGUUCUGGUGGAGGUGCGUUGAAAAUACAAUCCCACCAUGUUCAUAUUGAUGGAGUGGUUUCAGCUAAAGGAUCUCGAAUCAAUACCAAACUAAGUAACACUGCAGGUGGUGGAUCUGGAGGUAGCUUAUGGAUCAACUGUGAUGUUAUGGAUGGUUAUGGUUCCAUUGAUAGCAGUGGAGGUAAUGGUGCUGGGUAUGGUGGAGGUGGUUCUGGUGGGAGGAUUGCAUUGUACCACAGACAUAGUGAUUAUAAUGGAACUCUAUUAGCAUAUGGAGGCCACAGUGCUUGGGAGACUGGAGCAGCAGGAACUGUUUACAUUGAAAAGGGAGAAGAAAACAAGACGAAGAAGCUAAUGGUGGACAACGGCAACCAACUUUAUCCACGUGGAUCUGACAAACGUGGGAAACUUAAUCUUCAUAAUGGAAGAUAUGGAGACAUCUCAUUACUUGGUGCCAUAACAUGGUUGUUACCACCACCAUCAAACACCUUCGUUCUCGAUGAAAUCCAAGUAUCAGGGAACGCGGAAGUUGCCACUAAACUGUCUGGAGAUGAUGUAAUUUAUGCUGAUGUUGGGAAACUAUCUGGUGAUAGAAGUGGUGUGAUAUAUAUUGGACCUGAACAAGAUUUCAACUUUGAAGAAGCAGACCAAGAUUAUCUACCAGUCAAUACACAACUAUAUCAAGAUGGCCAACUAACAUUACCAAAGCACAUGACAGUGCGUGAGGUAUGGUUGGAACUCAAUGGUGUGUUGAACAACACUGGUACCUUGGUGGUUGAAAGUGAGGGUGAGGUUACCAUGUGGUCGCAUGCCGCAUCUACACCUCAUAUGUUUGAAGAACAACUCAAUAAUUCAGCAACCAAUGAUUCGUUUGGACUCGUGGAGUCAAGGUUUAAACUUCAUGAGUUGUUGGUGAAAGCUGAUGGCACAGUUAACGCGUAUUCUGCUGAUCGAUUAGACCACAGCAUUAAACUAGAUAUCGGGCAAGUGUCUGUAAAACGUGGAGGUUUUAUUCUUACAGACAACUUUCAACUGGUGUCAGAUAAUGUUACAAUUGACCAUGGAGGCACUUUAUCAGCCAACGGUGGUGGCUUUGAUGCAAACAGAGGGCCAGGGGCUGGAGCUUCUAAGUAUGGGAACAUGCUUGGUGGAACAGGGGGUGCGCAUGGUGGUAGAGGUAGCCCACCCAACUAUGGGUUGAGAUCAUCAUUCGCUUAUGAUGUGUUUGAUGAUCCAACACAACUUGGUAGUGGUGGUGGUGCAAGUGGUGGAAGGGGUGGAGGCCUGCUUGACUUACGAGUUAGACAAGGUGUUCGUAUUGAAGGAGAUGUGAAAGCAGAUGGUAACGUAGCAUCUACAGAUGGUGGGGGUGGCGCUGGUGGAACCAUCAGAAUACAUUCACCCCAUGUUGAUGGUGCAGGGAACAUAACUGCUAAUGGGGGACAAGGCACAAGACAUGGUGGUGGUGGAGGCGGUGGUCGUAUAUUCAUUGAUAGCCAGUAUCUAUAUACCUUCCAUGGUAGUGUUGAAGUGCAUGGUGGUGUUGGUGGUAUUGCUAGGAGAGGUGGUUCUGGUACGGUGUUCGUACGAUCCAAUGAUUUGCAUGAACAGGAAACUAUUGAAACUUUAACGGUUGACAAUGGUAACAACGUGAACUCCAACCAUAGAAUAAAAGAAGUUAAAAACAUUAACCUCGCUGGCCCGUAUUCAACCUCAGGCACCAAUGCAAGAUCAUUAAGUCUAUACAGCGGUGCUACAGUAACAAGUUCACAUAAUACUGAUAAUUACUGCUGUCCUGGAUCAUACUGCAGAACAUGUUAUCAUAGUUUGAUCAACCUAGUUCAUGGUAAUGGUCGAGAUAACGUGAGAUAUCAAGCUAAAAGUGGAUCAGCUGAUGUCCUUGUAACAAUCACACUACCCUUCCCCAUCUACAUCGACCAUUUGAAAGUCUUUCCACAUUGUUCAACAGGCUCACAAAACACUGCACAUUCCAUUGAAGUUGGCAUAGAUGGAGUACAUACAAGCAUCACUAAUGGAUACGUCAAUACAUUGUAUUGUGGAACACAAGCUCAUGAGAAUAACCAUGCAGAGUAUUUUGUUAAUGCUAAAAUUAACAAGGUUCUCAUACGGCUCCGCGCAAGUAACAAUGCAGCGAUGAACAAAGUUGAGUUAUGGGCACGUGAUGACCCUGUUGAUGUUAAACAACAACUAUACACAACAACACCUGACUCUACAUGGAUACUUGGGUCAAGGAACAUGCAUUUUGACCAGUUCAUUUUAUCUGGAGGAUCAGUUUUAAACAUGGAGGGCAAUGGAAGUUUGGCGGCAAAUGAAAUGCUUGGAGAUAAAACAUCCCUCAUGAUGGUUCGACAAAACCAGACUUUCCAAAGCCAUUCCACCAAAGGCCACGUCAUACCAUUGUCGAUUAAUGCAUUUGAGAAUUCACAAGUUGAGUUGGGAGAUAUCCUGUCUUGUAGGGAAGUGGAUAUUACUGUUAGAGGAAAACUGGGUGACAUUGAUUCUCUCACCAUUGGAUCACAUUGUAAUGUUGUCCUGGAACAUCAGCAUUCAUCUUCUACCAUGGUGAUGAAGAACAUAACCAUGAAAACAUUCGCCAACUUGGAUGUUCGUACAAGAGGACAAUAUGUUACAACUUUACGUGGAGAUAUAUUAAACAUGAGAAGUGGGGCUACCAUUACAUCUAAUGACCUGAGAUUGGAAUUCAUAAACAUGACGUUGCAUUCUGCUUCAGUAUUGUCAGUUUCCCAUGGAAGACCUGACGAUCUAAAUUCAGAUGAAGGAACUGGGAGAGACAGUGUGAGUGGUUGUUCUGGUGGUAGCCAUGGUGCUACUGGUGGACGAGGUGCUGGUCAAACAUCAUCUGGUGUUCCAUAUGGUUCCUAUGUAUCUGCUGUUGAGUUUGGAAGGGAUGGUGGAAGAUCUGUGUUCCCUUAUGCUGGUGGAAAAGGGGGAGGUCGGCUCUUUAUAAACGUCACUGAUUACUUGAAGGUUGAUGGAUCAAUUACAGCAUCUGGUGGAUCAUGGCGAUCUGUGCGUGCUGGUGGUGGCAGUGGUGGUAGCAUACAAAUAUAUACAAAGGAUUUGGAAGGAGAUGGAAACAUAGAAUCUUCUGGUGGAGAUGGUUAUAGUAAUGGUGGUGGUGGUUCUGGUGGAAGGGUGGCAAUAUAUUACGUGCACAACCAUUAUCUUGGCCAAUACAUGGCAGUUGGUGGAUUGGGUUAUGAGGUUGGAGGUGCAGGUACCGUUUACCUUCAUAAACUUCCAACCACAUCGGAUGUUAUCUUGAUUGAUGCUGCAACUGUGGAAGGGAGAGUCCUCCAUGACUCCAAUGUUAGCCAACCUACCACAAACAGGACAUUGUAUAUCAACAACCUUGGUAGAAUGGGGUUGAAUCCAACCUCGAACCUCACCAACUACUAUGCCAAUGUUGCUCAGGCAACUGCAGUCACUUGGUUAAACCCAGUAAGCUCAAGCAAUCCUGAGUUUGUGUUGGAUGAGAUACACACGUAUGGCGGUGCAACUCUGGCUUUUGUUGGACAAAAUUCAACCGACAGUUUGAACAUACGAGUUGGAGCCUUGAGUGGAGAUAGAAGCGGUCGUCUCAUCAUUGGACCUUACCAGUACUUCCAUGCUGUGGAGUCAUUGCUACCAAGCAACACAGAUAUUUAUAGAAGGGGUGUUGCUGAAUUAAAGGGAGAACUCAAGGUUGAGGGAGUUACUGUAAGAGUGGAAGGUGUAUUACUGGAUGCUCAAAAUAUUACUGUAACUGAUAAAGGUCGCCUAGAGUUGUAUGAAAUGAUUCACGUUAAUGGUUCCAACACACCAACCGUGGAAUUCCAUACAAUGCAUGUUCGUAAUGGAGCUUCCCUAUAUACAAGGAAUGGGUUGGAUGUGCGGAAAUUAAGUGGGAAAUACCUAGAGGUGUUUGGAUUAGCUGAACUUAGUAGUGUCAACCUUCACCUUGAUGUUGAUACUUUACAAGUUGAUCCACUUGGUUCAAUCAAUGUGGAUGGGGUUGCUAGGAAUACACUUGGUGAUGCUGAUCGUGCUGGUACUGGGGGUGCUCAUGGAGGUUCUGGUGGUUCAGAUCUAACAUCAGAUGCAAUGAGAAAGGGUUACGGUUCAGUAAAGGAACCGAUAGAGUUUGGUAGCGCUGGUGGUAACGGUGCAUUGGGUGGUGGGAUCCUACGUGUUGAUGUGAGUGGUAUGUUACGUGUGGAUGGAAGUAUCUGUGCGAAUGGAGCACCAGCUACAAAUGUAGGGGGUGGUGGCAGUGGAGGGAGUGUUUAUAUCAAUACAUAUCGGCUCGAGGGAGAUGGGACCAUAGAGGCCCAAGGUGGUAAAGGUGGAAGAGAUAGUUACAAUAACUAUGGUGGUGGAGGUGGUGGUGGAAGAAUGGCAGUUAUAAUGACAGAAAAUCCAAACUUCCAGGGUAAGUUGCUUGUGGCUGGUGGUGAUGGAGGCCAUAGGAACGACCCAAGUCGUGGACGAGGUGGGGCUGGUACAGCUUAUACUUUACAUCUCGCUCAUAUGGAUAAAACUACAAACGCAAGUGAUGGAACAACUGAUGAGGAUAAAGAGACCUUGAUUAUUUCAAACAGGGAAUCAAAGCAUUGGAGAACUGGAAGGCCAGAGCAUGUUCGAACAUGGGUUACUGUACCAUGGACAACACUGUAUGAAGGCUAUGCCAAUGAAGCAACAUUCACACAUGCAUAUUUUGGUGGGCAUGCCCAUAUUGAAAUACUUCCUGUGGAUAAUUCAAGUCAACCUGUUGCUCUACCUCUGGCUCAUAAGCGAAUAAUUGAGUGCAAUGAUGUACAAGGUGAUGGAACUGCAACAUUGUAUUCGCUUUCGAACCAUGUAUUAGAUUUAGAUUCUGCAUACAAUGGUCCAGUAACUCUUCCACUUAACACAGUAAUUCGUAGGGGCGGUGAAUUGAUCUUACCCAGACAAACCAAACUGGUUGGUGUAUCAAUGAGAUUGGAUGGCGGUAGUGUGACUAGUCUACAACGUCUGAAUAUAUCUCAUGAUGCUUCUGUAUACGUCACUCAUAAGGCAAACAUCAAUUCAAACCAAGAUGGCUUAUUAAACCUGGAAGCCAUUAACAUUGCAAGUGGUGGUGAACUGAAAUGCGAAUCAGAUAAGAGGAUUGAAAGUUUGAACAUGGUUAACAUAUCUCUAUCAGAUCAUAUUACUGUUCAAGCUAAUGCGAGAAUUUGGUGCAGUUACUUGAACAUUGAAGCCUCCCACAUUGAAAUUGACGCGAAUGGUCAAGUGGACGCAUCCCGUGGCGGCCAUCUUCAAAAUGAGGGUCCGGGAGCUGCAGCGGACCGCACCAAAGUCCGCAACUCUGUUCCUGGAGGAUCCCAUGGAGGUAGGGGAGGAAGAAGUGGAUCAAGUAUCUCUUAUCCUACAGAGUAUGAUAUAAGUGGAAGUGGCGCCGCUUAUGGAGAUUAUAAAAACCCAACUCAUUUUGGAUCUGGAGGUGCUGGCUCAGGGGAGGAAAUAUUGGGUGGUGGUGUUAUUCACAUUACAUCGCAUGGUGAUUUUGUAUUGGACGGUAUGAUCAAAGCUAAUGGUGAAACUGCUAAUGUUGCUGGAAAUGCUGGCGCGAGUGGUGGAAGUAUUCUUAUCAAAGCUAACCAACUAUCAGGAAGUGGGCAAGUAGAAGCUGAUGGUGGCGCAGGGUCUUGUGUACGACAUUGCAGCAGAUGUGACGCAUACAGACGUUGCACUAGAUGUGGUGCUGGAACUUACUGGAGGAAUUACUUGUGUGUACCAAACCAUUAUCAUCAACAUACACUUUAUGAAAUGGUUGCUGGUGGUGGUGGAGGCGGUGGAAGAAUAGCUUUACACAUCGACACACAUGAUAUGUUCAAUGGUAAACUAAAAGCAUUUGGUGGACGUAGUACAAGUGAAGUAGGUGGUGCUGGAACUGUGUUUGUUCAAGUGAAUUCCACCAACACAUCACUCACAGUGGAUAAUGAUGGACUACAACCUUAUUCACCAUAUAUACCUGAAACAACUCGAGCAGAGCAUGACAGUGGACGAACUUAUGUCUUAUUGAAUGACGUUUCUACCCAACAUACAAUUUACCAUCUUGAUAUUAAGGGAUCUGCUCAUAUUAUUUUCGAAAAGGCUGGAGAUGAGGAAGAUGAGAUUAGAUUGAACAUCAACCAACUAAAAGGAGAUCAAACCGGUUUCAUCCACCUUACACCAGAAGUACAAAUGUCGUUUGGUGAAGAUACUAUGUCACCAUUCCCAUCCGCACUACGGGUUUAUCCACAAACCAAGAUAUCUCUUCCCACUUCAGUUUAUUUCAGCAAGCUGGCGUACAAGGACAUUCAUGUAUCUGGUUUGAUUACCAACCUUGAUAAAUUAACAAUCGGUGAAAAUGUUGUUGUUCAUAUCCACGAUGGUGGUAGAGUGGCACCAAGCGAUGAUAAUCAAUUACUUGAUCGACAUUUCGAGAUGGCUUCCCUUCAUAUAUUAACUGAUGGCAAAUUAGAAGCUGGUUAUGAAAACAACCAAGUUCCACCAAACGCUCUUCCAUCCUUGACACUAAACAUGACAGAGGAUCUGAAACUUCACCCUGGCUCACAGAUGAGGGUUCCAUGGUUGGAUAUACAGGCGGUCACCAAUGUUAACAUUGACACAUCAGCUCUCAUAACAGCAGUUGGGUUGGGUGAUGAUAAUGUAGCAGGCGGUGUCAAUUCUAUUGAUGGCGGAGCAUCAGGUGCUGGACACGGUGGCAGUGGUGGUGAAGGGAGAGAUCAAGGCACAGUUGGCCCAGCAUUCGGAUCCAUGUACAGCCCAUGUCAUCUUGGCCACGGUGGUGGUAACUCUGGCCAGCAAUAUAAAGGUGGCAGAGGUGGUGGUGCAGUUUGUAUAUCUGCAACUGGGUAUGUGGAAGUAGACGGAAUAAUUGAUGUCUCGGGUGCUAAUGGAAAUGUAAGGGAUAGCACAGCUGGUGGUGGUGGUGGCUCUGGUGGAAGUAUUCUCAUUAAGUGCAACGCAUUCAAAGGCAGUGGGACAUUGGUAUCAAAUGGUGGUACAGGAGCUGGAGGUGGUGGCGGUGGAAGGAUUGCUACUUGGUUCAAAAAUUCCACAUUUGUUGGGAAAUCUUUUGCUCAAGGUGGUAAAGGAACAUUUGAAAGUGGUGGUGCAGGCACAAUGUUGUGGCGAAAGCAAGUAGAAGAAAGUGGUAACUUUACAAUGACUUCUUCACAAAACUAUUAUGAAGACACCCUGACAGUUGAUAAUGGAGCCAACCCACGAUCCAGACACCGAUAUAUCAACUUUGUUGACUUAUUAGACCAUGGUUCACAAGGAUAUGAGGGCGGAAGGACCUUUAUAAUGGAUGACAAUGGUGCUGAAGAUAUAGAGAAUGUUAAGCUUGUUUCUCUUACAAUGAAUGGGCACGCCACACUUGCUUUAUUCCCAACCACACAAAACAUGUCUAUGGAGAUUGCUAGAAGUGAAGGGGAUAGAACUGGUGUGCUGCAUCUUGGGCAUUAUCAGAGCCUUGACCUAUCCCUCCCAUCCACUUCCCCUGAGUUAAAGUUUGGGGUUGAGGUUUAUGAGAAUGCUCACAUGACAAGUGCGGGUACUUUGUAUAUCAACAAAGUUCAUGUUGCUAUUGGUGGAACAUUGGAUGGAGCUCAUACCCUUGAAGUUGGUCAUGGUGGAGUUUUGUACCUCAUGCCAAAUGCAAAUCUGAGCAUCAACCAUUCAAUUGAUUAUGUUAGAAACAAAACUGAAGAAACAUUGAUUGUGUUUAAGAAUAUAAUUGUUCAUGGUGGUGGUAAAGUGGUUGUGGGUGAUGGACCUGAAGGGGUUGUGUUGAAAGGCGAGUUCCUUCAUCUACAUGCAGGGUCUUUGCUACGUGGAGAUAAAUUAACUUUGGAAGUUACAAAGAUUUUGGUUGAAGAAGAAGCAAAGAUAAAGGUCUUAUGCAACCCACUGGUGUUUGAAUGUCUUGGGAGGGGGAUUUUGGUAAACAACCACCGUAGUUCUGGUGGAAGCCAUGGUGGGGUUGGUGGGCCUGCUUCUACAGUCACUACAACUAAUAGACAAGCAAGACCACAUGGAAACCUUACAAAACCACAAAACUUUGGCGAAAGUGGUGGCAGAGGCCGCAGUCUGGGUGGUGGUAUCUUACACAUCAUAUCAGAUGAUAUAACUAUUGAUGGAUCACUGGUGGCAUCUGGUCAAAAUGGAGUUAGUUUUCUAGACCAUGGCAAGAGAUAUCGUGGUGGUGGUGCUGCUGGUGGUUCUAUUUAUAUACAAGGGGGAACAUCAGUUAAAGGGACGGGUUAUAUUCAAGCAAAUGGUGGAAAAGGUUACCCAGGUUCACAAGCUGGAGGUGGUGGUGGUGGAAGGAUAGCCAUCUCUUACACAUCCACACUUGAACCCAUUGCUCCAAUACAGAUGGGAGAAUCGUGGAGUGGCGUGGUUGAAGCUCAUGGUGGUUAUGCACACUUCUUCCGCAGUGGUGCCAGUGGUACUGUUUAUUAUGAAGAAAACCGUUCUGGAACUAUUAAGCGAAAACUAGUGGUAGACAACAACAAAAAUCCAAUAAAAUCGCAACAAGAAGUGGUCACUUAUGAAUCCAUAAUGAAUGCAAUCGUAGCAACCACGUGGUUGGUGGUUGGACCUUCUAUUCAACCUGACAAUCCAAGUGAUGAACAAACAGUUAUAUCUCAAUUGAAGAGUGUCAGUGUAUUUGAUGAAUUGCAUGUACUUGGCGGAGCCCGCUUAGCUGUUAUUGCAACAGGCCAAGUAAAUGAAGACGUCAACACUCUACAAGUUACAAACUUAGUUGGGGAGAAUCCAAGGCUGACUAAACAACUGCCAACAAUAAACUUUGGACCCUACCAGCAUGUGAGCAUACAAACUGCACAAAGUUAUGUGAGCACUAACUUACAUGUCCACGAGAACGCACGCGUGUCUUUAUCAACUCUGCUAUCAAAAGACACGAACAACCCCACCUCCGUAAUGCUUGGUGCAAGGUUUAUAUUGGAAGGAAAAAUGAUUGGGUUUGGAAGUCUUAAGUUAAUUGAAAGCUCUAUAGAGUUUGGUGCAAAUGGAAGAUAUACAAAUAGAGUUGUAGAUUCCAAUGGAAUUGCUCUUCAAGCUGAUAGUUUGACCAUUGAAAGCAAAAGUUCAAUUAAAUUGCUGCCCGACAAUCUAUUGAAAGAAGGGGACAAUGUUAAUGUUGCUGCUGAAAUAUCUGUCAACAAUCUUGUGAUCAAAUCCCUUGGCAGUUUAGAAGGCAGGAGGUUGCAUAUUUCAUCAACUGUUGAUGUUCAAGUUGAGGUUGGUGGAGUUAUUACUGUGGAUGGGAUGGGAUAUAAACAAGGGGAAGGCAGAGGUUCAAGCAAAUCUGACAGCUACAGAUACAACGGUGGUUCCCAUGGUGGUACAGGUGGUUUGGUGACUAACAGGAUCUAUGAAGACAACGAUACCUACUCAUCACCAACUAACUUUGGUUCUGGUGGCGGGGGUAGGUUUGGUUCAAAUGGAGGCGGUGCAAUUCAUAUCCAAACAGCUACAUUGUACAAUGAUGGCUUGAUCACUUCAAGUGGAGCAACUGCUGUGGAUUCCAACAGACAAGGGGCUGGUGGUGGUGCCGGUGGUAGCAUAUGGAUACAGAUUGAAACUCUUGGUGGAUUAGGAAUGUACAGAGCAAACGGUGGUAGAGGAGACACUACAACAUCGGGUGGUGGUGGUGGUGGUGUUAUAUCCAUCGUAUACACCACAUUAUCAACUGAGGUAGCAGUGGGACGAUUCACAGCCUACCCUGGCCAAGGAUACGUACCUGGGGGUCCAGGUGUGGUGUAUAUAUCAUGUACAUCACACGCUUCCCCUCCUACAACUGUGGUUCAACAUAACAACCCGUUACUUGCCAAACUACCCAGCUAUGGAUACAAACAGAUUGUUAUUCGAGGAGCAUCAUGGCAAAGCAUGGGCAAUGGUGGUUCGGCUGUAUUAGUUGGAGCAGCAACUAUCGAUGCUUUAAUCUUUGUGGGUUCACCUUCAAAGUUGAAGAUGGCUGACUUAUCCAGUACUGACAACUUAGUUGAUUUCUAUGUGGAGAAAAUAUCUGCGCGAUCUUACAACAACAUUAGAAGUGACUUGUCAUGUGUUGAGAUAGGGGACAAACACAGGUUGUACCUUGAAACCCUAUCAUCCGUCACUUCAACAUCCCAAUACAUUCUGCCUCUUGAUAUCAAUGUUGGUUAUGGUUCAGUUCUAACAUUGCCACAGUCCAAACCUACACUGCUGGUGGAAAAUAACCGAACCAUUACAUGGUGUGGUGGAGUUAAUGGGAUUCAGAACCUCUAUGUGUCAGAUAAUGGGGUCGUUAUGACGAAUUAUCCAGCGUUUAGUGGACUUGAUCAAGAACAAAGAGGCACAAUCCAGUUACAAAAAGUCAAAGUUUUACAAGGAGGAAAAAUAUUGAAGUCAUCAACAUGCGGAGCCAAUCCAUUCAACCAACGACUGCAACUCAACCUUGACGAGAUUCAAGUUGACGACAACGAUGAUCAAUUGCAAUCAUGGUUUGAAAUAGAUGCCACUAAGUUCUUACGACUCGGCAGUGACGAAAUAUUACAAGUCCCAUCCAGCCCAGCUUGCCCACAAGGGGAGCUUGAGCACAACCUGACCUCACCCUCACUUAAUUGUCCAAACAACGAAGCGUGUAACUGGUGUUCUGCGUGCCCUGCUGGACAAAUAAAAGCAGGAACUUCAAGUUUGGAUCAAACAAAUAUAGGACUGUGUUAUUCAUCUGAGAUUUGCGAUUACUCAACAUUGUCUUUGACGUUUGGACAAAGUUGUAGCAUGGAGGAGAAUAUGAAUUACGAACAACUUGUGCUUUCAGAUAAUGCUCAGAUAACACUCCAGCCAACAUCCAGUGCAAGAUAUUACGCUCGAUCAUUCAUUAAACUUAAACCAGGAAGCCGAAUAAUGAUCAUAUCUUCACAUGAUGUUACAAUUGAAACUGAUGGUGAACUUAAACUAGAUGGAAUAAUUACAUUCACCACUCCACAAGGAAGCAAUGCUAGUUUAAUUAUAAGAUCAGCUGCAUUGACUGGUAGUGGACAGAUACAUUCAACCAGUGGUGCAACUGUUUCUGUGGUUUUAUCUGAAGCUCCACUUGCUGGGAAUAACAACUGGCAGGCAUUUACCGGCUUGUUUAAAAAUGAAGGAGGUAUUACAAUUGUUACUGAACCAAAUGGAGCCCUUACCAGCAAACGAGUGAUACUGAAUGGUCCAUACCUAUAUGAGGACGACAUACCACUUGAAACAUCUCAUAUCGUCUUGCUUAAUGGAGCACGCUUAGUGAUAUCGUCGCGAUCAGUUGAUGAUCCCGCUGUCUCCAGCAUUACUGGGGAUGGAACCGGCACACUGGAAGUCCUGGGUUUCAACACGCAUCUGAAUGUAGCUGGAAAUGGUGUUUCGAAGACCGUUAUUUCAGCACGGCUUGUAAUUGGAUCCAAUGCAAGAGUUUCGUUUAAAUUUUAUGGCAACACACCAGCUACUAAUGCUGCUGUCUCUCUUUGGAAAGCGACUAUUAAUGGCCAGCUUGAUGCUUCAGCCUUUGACAUCCAGCGUGGUGGUGAAGUCAACAUUGAAGAUGGUGCCUCACUCUGUGUUAACAGCAUUGUGCUUCUAAGUUCUUCCAAAUUAAAUCUGAAGGACGGCUCCCAUGUUGGCGAAUGCAGUGGCAACACAUUGACAGGAGCUACUAUUAAAAUACCCGGAGACCUGACCCUGCAUUCCUAUUCAACAUUGAGUUUCAUGGGGAUAUCUACUGCAGAUGAUUUGGUUGUAUCUAUCACAUCAAAUGCUUCAAUAACAAUGAAGGAUAAUGCAAGAUUACUAACAUCAGCUGCAAACCAUAAACCACAUGGGAUAAGCUUGGUUGGGCAAACCAUCACCAUUGAUGCUGGUGCUUUGGUGGCAGCGGAUGGUUCAUCAGAAGAUCCCACGAGGACCAUAGUCGGCAACCACCAGUUGUUAAGCGUUGAAGAUGGAGCUUCAACUGAUGGAACAUUCAGAGCAGGAGAUGGUGGUUGGGUGCAAAUGGUGGCGCAAGAUAAUGUUCAUAUUGGUGGAAAUGUGUCCGCAAAUGGAGCAGCUGAUGGUUCUUUCACUGGUCGUGGUGGCAGCAUUUCCAUUAAAGCAAGAUCCAUAUCUGGACAUGGAUUUAUAAAUGCUAUGGGUGGGGAUGCCUUAUCACAAAGUGAGAAUGGUGGAUUUGGUGGUAGAGUUGAGAUCAAUGUUGAUGGCACACUAGAACAGUUUACCGGCAGCAUCACAGCAUACGGGGGCUGCGCAUAUUCAACUUGCAAUUUAAGAUCUGCUUCUGGUAUCAUAUACAUGUCUUACUUAUCAAAUUUUGGCAGCCAAAUAACAGAACUAAUUUUCAAGAACGCAUUGCCCAAUUUAUUCGACACAACUGCUCCAACUGAAUGCCCAUCAACGGAAUUAUUCUACACUAACCUACAUCUCAAACCUACAUUUGCAAAGAAUGGGGUCAUUUCUUUCUCCAAAAUUUCUGUGUUAGGUCAAGCUAGAGCGGUUCUAAGUGUAGCAGAUAGCACUUCAAGUGUUUCAAUCCAAUCCAGCACACUUGUUGGUGACCAGACAGGCCAGUUGGUCGUGCCUAGCAAUCUUACACUGGAAAUCAAGAGCGCAGUUGAUGCUAGAACAGAUUACAUUCUACAAUGUUCAUUACGUGUUGAUGAAAAUGCUACAGUGGUUCUACCAAGCAGAGUUCGUGCCACACACACCACAAUUCACACAUGUGGGGUUGAAUAUGAUUUGGAAUUGCGGGGAAAAUUAGUUGGUGUAACGUCCCUCACUAUGGGAACAAAUGCUGCUUCUUAUGUGGCAGAAACGGCAUCUAUUGUGGUAUUCAAGAAUGAUGUAAACGUUGCACGAAAAAUAUCACUAACUUCUCUUACACUGCUACCCUUUGCAUCUCUUAGUUUGGGAGUUGAAUUCACUGGGGAUCGAAUUUUAAUAUCGGGAAACUUUAACUUGGAAAUUUUCAAGUUUUUGGAUUUGCGCCACGGUUCUAAACUGGUGUCCUCUGAUUUGAAGAUCACUGCACCCAAUGUGACGCUUGCGUAUGCCAGUCAGAUACUUACUAAUGGAUAUGGGAGUAAGGCUGGGCAAGGGUUUGGUAGUCCUACAGUGAAUGGAAAUUAUGGUUUAAGAGGUGGCAGCCAUGGUGGGUGCGGAGGUGCAGAGAAAGAACUUGGAAGAUUGAAAACCUCAACAUGGUGCGAGGUGUAUGGGGACAUGAGGAACACUCAAGUAGCUGGCAGUGGUGGUGAAGUCCAGGGUAAUGUUCAAUGCAAUAUAGCAAGUGAUGCUAUGUGUGAGAGUAAAUUGAAGUAUGGUUCUGGUGGUGGCGUUAUUUACAUCGAAGCCAGUUUCAUUAGACUUGAUGGAGUGGUUGCAAGCAAUGGAGAAGAUGGAUUCUCAUCAUCAAGUUAUAAAGUUGGUGGAGGAAGUGGGGGGUCGGUGUUAAUUAAGGUUGAUACUUUAAGAGGGGUGGGUCGAUUGGAAGCUGUAGGUGGAAACGGUGUGGUUGAUAGUGUUGGUGCUGGUGGUGGUGGAAGGAUAUCAAUAAUAUCACCUCAAUCACUCCUAUUUACUGGCACAUAUGCAAUGAAUGGUGGAAGCUCUUCAACUGAACAAGCUGGUGGAGCAGGAACCGUUUACUUAGAAGACAAGCAAGCUAAGAAGGGAUUCACUGUGAAGACCAAACAUACCGUUUUGAUUGUGGACAACCGCCCAGUUUCUGCUGCGCAUAUUGAAAAUGAUGCUAAAGCCACCACAGUAAAUGCAGUUGGUACAAAACCACUUACAAUAAUCGAUGAGACAACAGAGGGAAACAAUGGGGUUGUUAAGAUGAACUUCAACGAUGUUUACGUUUAUAGUUCUGUCCAUCUUCGUAUGGUGGGAACGAAUCUAACCUUGGAGGUUGAGAAAUUGUACAGCGAGCCUGAAGCCCUGAUUGAAUUACAAGAUGGCCAAAUGUUGAUCCUGGAAGACAACGAACAAAACUCUGUGCUAAGUUGUAGCUUCUGGCUUGCCCCUGCAGCUGAGAUGAGAUUGCCAGCAACUGUAUCCUUGCAAGGACCAGAUAACAAACUCUCUGGUUUGAUCAUCAAUGUAUUUGAGCUCGUGGUGUCCAGCGGACAAUCUGUAGUGUUUUCAUCAGAUGGUAGAACUGGAACUUUUAUAGAUGGAGAAUAUUGUGUGUUAACUGAACCUGGGAAAUAUUCAUUCACCACUCUAACCAUCAAGGACAAUGCUUAUGUUAAGUUUCUAAGCGGAGAAAACACCGGGCUUGACAACCCUAUGUCUAUAGGAAAACUGGAAAUAUUCUAUGGUGGAAGAUUGGUUGGAGAAACCCUUGCUAUUCAAGGCAAUGAGGUUAUUCUACAUGCUGGUUCACAUAUAAGUGUGAAUGCUGGUGGAUAUAAAGCACAACGUGGUCCAGGACAAGGUCUUCAGGUCAAUGGUGUCGGUUAUGGUGCUGGCCACGCUGGGUAUGGAGGUUACAACCCACAAUAUGAGGCUCGUGCACCAUGGUACGGAGACAUGGCUAAUGUAACACAGCCUGGUAGUGGUGGAGGGAACUCUACUACUGGUAGUGGUGGUUCUGGUGGUGGAUUGUUGUCCAUUGUUAUGAGCAACCAACUUCAAAUUGAAGGUUCCAUCACAGCUGAUGGUGAAGCUGGUAUAGCUACUAACAGUGGUGGUGGUAGUGGUGGAGGGGUGUAUGUUAAAGUAGGCAGAGUUACCGGCCAUGGUUUGAUAUCUGCUUGUGGGGGGAGUGGUAAUAGUCGAGGUACUGGAGGCAGCGGUGGUAAAGUUUCAAUUCAAACCAAAGAAAGUUGGAGCUACCAAGGCAGUGUUCAAUUACAUGGUGGAGCAAGUAAUGUCGAUUCUGUAUCCGGUGCUGGUGGUAUCAUGGUUCUAAGGGACAGAAUAGGAACUGGUUACACUAAAAUCCAAGUUACAAUUGACGCGCGAAACUUGGCUGAUUCUGUAAAAGAAGUCGCCCCGUCUGUAUUGAACGGAACGAACCCUUCCACUUAUCAUAUUGAUGUACUUCACAUACUUGGCAAUGCACGAGUGACUGUUGAAUCCACCAACGCAGACGUUUAUAUUCAAGAAGUCAAAGCUGUUUCUGGUUGGAUUGAAAUAUGCAAUGGCCAGCGCUGGUGGUUGUCUAAUGAUAAACAGACAUUGUUGGUCCCAUACAACCUUCAUAUCCAUGAAGAUGGUGUAGCCAAUUUCCCCAACUCCAUAACACUGCAUAACUCCAAAAUUGAAGUCUUUGGAAAACUGUUCACUGCAAACAUGGUGUUGGGCGCACAAUCGAAUGUAACUUUACAUCCAAAUUCUCAACUUCUAUCACGGCAGUAUGAAGACUUACGAACCUGCAAUGCAAUGAACACAUUCACUGCUAAAGCUACUUCUAUAUUCACAAGUCUUCAAGCCUUCUGCUUCACUGUAACCACAUUCACACUGAAGAGUGGAGCCACUACAUCAUUCCCCUCAGUUAAACUAACAGCCAGCAAGCUUGUGUUAGAACAGAAUGCUGUUAUAAGUGUGAGUGGUAAAGUUACCACAGAAGUACCCUUGGAUCGUUUACCACCAAGUGGCUCAAACCAAGUAUUUGCUGGAGGCGCGCAUGCUAGUUUAGGUGGUGGAUGGUACUCUACACAAACCAACGUUGACACUUGUCUGAGAUCAUUUGGAUCUUAUAAAACUCCACAAAUAGCUGGCCAUGCUGGUAUAGGACACACAACCUCAAAUGCUGGAUCAACUAUAGAGAUCACUGCCCAUGCUGUUGUAAAUGAUGGUGAAAUCAAAUCUGAUGGAAGCAACGUUGAGCUAAGGAGUUCUGAUUAUUCCAGCAGUGGCAAUAAUGGUGCAGGAGCUGGUUCAGGUGGAAGUAUUUGGAUCAAGGCUUCUGGUUCCUUUGAUGGCCAUGGCAGGGUAUCGGCUAAUGGUGGUUCAUGUAAGAUCGUGGAUUAUACAACACUUAAUGCUGAUGAUAGAACCAAGAUGGUGGAUGUAGCAACUACAAGGUGUGGGAGUGGAAGUGGUGGAAGAAUUGCAAUUCAUUCACCAAAGGAACAUAAUAGGUUUACUGGAAAAUACAGUGCGAAUGGUGGUGGAUCAAGCAACCCUAGUUACGACCAUGUAGCUUCAUCUGGCUUAGCUGGUGGACCUGGAUCUGUGUUUAUUGCUGACACGACUACCGACUACAAGACCCUUAUUAUUAAGAAUGAGAACGGACAACAGAAGUUCUGCUACCCCAUCAUAGAUGAUCGGCUCAUGAGUGGUUUCACCAUCGAAGAACUUCACCUUAAUGAUUCAGUAAGGGUGAAUUUGGUUCAUGAGAAUUCAACCAACCUUCAACUUCAAGUCAAUGAACUGAUCGGAGAUGGUUCAGGUGUCAUACAUGUCACUGCCAACAACACUGUAACAUUCCAACCUGAUGUUAAAGGAAACGAUACAAGUUCAAAACCAAGAGUUAAUUUCGAAGUUGAAUUCAAUGGUGUUCUUGUUUUAGCAACUCAUACUCACAUAGUGGGAACUGGUACACCAGCUCUAAGGCUGGAAGGUGAAAUACAUGAUGUUCAACACCUUGUACUCGGUCAAAGCACUAAAGCUGUGUUUGGUUCAACUGGACGCAUUUUGCCGUAUUCAGAAUAUGAAACCACUGUUAAUCAAAAUGAACAGUUUGGUUUGGUGGAGCUCGCUACUUUCCAAAUGGAUGCUGGAAGUCAAAUGCUCUUCCCUGCUAACACUGGAGCCAAACUUAUUACUGGGGGUUUCAGGGUGAAAACUGGUGCUGAGAUCACAGCAGAUUUUAUUCGAGUUCAAACUGGAAGUCUUCACAUUGAACCUGGGAGUAUUGUAACAUCAUCGGGUGCAGAUCGUUCAACAUCUACUUCAAGGAGGUUUUACGAUGAGGAAGAUCUGCUUGAAGGUGAAGGGGGAGGUCAUGGUAGUGUUGGUGGAUCAAGAUACACCCCAAGAGGUGGAAUAGCCCACGGAAGGAUUGAAAACCCUGAGGAGUUUGGAACAUCCGGUGGCAACCAUAGACCUCACCCUCUGGUGCAGAAUGUACCAACCGGUGGUUUAGGUGGUGGGUUCAUAUCAAUGCAGAUUGGUUCAGAGUUUGUGUUAGAUGGUAAACUGAAUGUCAAUGGAGCUCCUGGUGCAAGCAGCUAUGGUGGAAGUGGUGGCGCUGGAGGUUCUAUUAAUAUAAGAGCAAGGAUAAUGACCGGGUAUGGAGAAGUCACUGCAAAUGGUGGUCAAGGCACAAAGAAAUAUAAUUCUAACUUACAGUUUGGUGGUGGAUCUGGUGGAAGGGUUGCGUUUAAUAUCUCCACCAGUUACCGAUAUAAGGGCAAAGUAAAUGCAGUUGGUGGGAGAGGUUAUGCGACAAGUACAUCUCGUUAUUUGCAUGGUGGCCCUGGAUCUGUGUUUGUUUAUAGGAUUCGAAACCAACUACCAUACAGAACUCUCUAUGUAGAUGGUGCAAACCUGGAUGUUUUCAAAUACAUCACACUGCUGCCUAACAAUCAAAGUAAAAUUAUAUUUGAUUUCGUAACAUUGGUGCGACAAGGGUCACUACGUAUGAAGAAACUGGAAUCAGAUAAUGAAAACAAAACCAACACGUUGCAUAUACUAAGGAUAAGAGGAGACAAGAGUGGUUUAGUGAGAGCUUACCAAGCACAUAAGUUGAUCAUUGAAGUUGAUAAAAAUGGGCUGAUGGUUCAAGAUGGUCAAGUGUCGUCUAACUCUUCAACACCAACAUUUGCUCGUCCCUACGUUAACUUUAUUGUGGAAACUGGUGGAGAACUUAUAUUACCUACACGUAUUGUAACAUCUGGUGCUGGUGUUCCACUUAAUUCUGACCCUGAAGAUACGGAAUCUACUUUCGCUCAUGAUGAAUUCAGAUCCGUGUCUUUCCUAUUGGAUGGCCGCCUUACAAACGUGAAUGACUUCCAUGUAGGAAUAGAUGGUUACUUUGCUAUUGGAGCACAAGCUCAUUCUGCUUUGUUGGAGAAAGGGGUUUAUGUUGAAAUUGGAAAAGCUGGAGAAUUCAGAUUUGGUGUUUUGGAUCUUUAUACUGGAUCAGUUGUAAGAUUUUUACCUGACUUGGGCAUGGUUGGCGGUGUAUGCUUGCUACGCUUGCAGUAUAACUCUAAACUAUCAGCUGAACACUUCUACCUUAAGUUGGGACGCAUUGAAAUAGAUGCAGGUGCUUUGAUGACCAGUGCUGGCAGUGACAGGAUACGUGACACAAUUAUCAGUGAAAAUGGGAACGCUCAAAAUGGUGCUGGAGGUGGAUAUGGUUCAAAUGGUGGUUACACUGGUGACCAAUCAAACAGGGGUCAAUACCACGGUACAUUGUACCUGCCCAGGAGCAGGGGAGGUGGGGGUUCCAUGACGGGACAAUCUACUUUAAUUAGAGGUGGAAGCAAGAUUGAGGUUAAAGCUGCUCAAGCAUUUGUACUUGAAGGUCAAAUGAGUGUAAAUGGCCAAUCUACAACAAACGGCAACGGUGGUGGUAGUGGUGGUGCAAUAUUAAUAGUUGCACACCAUAUAUCCGGCCAUGGGAUUUUAUCUUCAGUUGGUGGUGCAGGUGGUAACGGAGGUUCAGGUGGUCGUAUUGCAUUAUACACAAACCAAACAAGCGCUUUCCAGGGUAUGUACAAAGCAUAUGGUGGCUCAGGUGGUUCAUCUACAUGCCAAACCUGCCAUGGGGCCCCAGGAUCUGUAUAUACACAUCAAAGGCUAUCAUCUAAUACCAGCACUGAUGGCACUGAUGGUGUUGAAACAGAGGAGUUACUUAUAAUUGACGGUGCCGGACGGUCAUGGAGCAACAACUAUUAUGUGUUGGAUGAAAAAGAUGAGAAUGCCACAGACUCCACACAUGUUACAACUCUACAGGAAGUUAACCUUAUCAAUGGAGCUGCAUUGCAACUACCCAGUGAUGGGAGGAAUAGAAGUUUGAGGAUUAAUAAAUUAUCUGGUGAUUUGAGUGGUUUAGUUCACAUCAUGGAACACCACAGUUAUUAUUUAUCCGUAGCUGAAACCACGGCGACUCUUAUUAAACCCCGUACAAGCUUAUGGGUUGAUGAAGGGGCUACUGCAUACUUGGCCACAACAACUGAUAUUAUUGGUACAAGAGUUCCAGCCUUACGUUGGUAUGGUGAAUUAAUUGGAGUCCACCAUCUGAGGAUAGCUGCAACAAGACUUGUUGAUAUUGGACCUCAAGCAACCAUUAGCCACGUAUCUGAUGGUGUCAUUGAGAAAGGAACACCUGGACAUUUCAGGUUGUCAACAUUUGAGAUGGGUUCCCUCUCAUCUGCUACAUGCCCUCCGCCCAUGGGCUUUGUGUUCACUGCUGUGUUGUUUGAUAUGAAGUGGUCAUCCACUAUGACAGCUGAGUUCUUCACCGUGGUGGCAACAGACAUGCAUACAGAACCUAUGGCAACUUUAAGUUCCAAGGGACGGGGUGUUGAGAGUGGUGGUAUAGGAACACCUAGUGUAAGAGGGGCUGGUGCUUCAUAUGCUACAGUUGGUGGGGCAGGCAAUGGAGGUGCUUCUAAUGGUUUGUUCUAUGAUUCACUCUACGAACCUACCAUGGGUGGAUCACGUGGUGGAAUUUCAUCUAAUGGUGUGCCUGGUGCUCGUGGUGGUGGUGUCAUGAGGAUUAUUGUUGGAAGGCUCAUAACAUUGGACGGGAUACUUGAUGCUCGAGGAGAUACUUCUACAUCAGAUGCUGGAGGUGGAAGUGGUGGUGCGAUAUGGGUCACAACUGGCACUUCAAAGGGACAUGGUAAAAUGGAUGUCACUGGUGGUAAAGGUAGUGGUGGUGGCGCAGGUGGUAGGAUUGCUCUCCAUGCAUCUGUUGAUAAUGUUUUCCGGGGUUCACUGGUUGCUAUUGCUGGCACUGGUUACCAAGACACUGGUGGUACAGGAACGGUUUAUAUAGAAGCUGUAAAAGGAAGUGGUAACUCAUCGUAUCACUACUCAACAUUAAUUUUGGACAACCAGAAUGUUUCCCCACCCAAACCAUUCAUUCUAUCUGAACUAAACCCACGGAAUAUAAUUGCACGAGAUGAAGCUUUAUUGAACGGAGCUGACUUUGCUUUUGAUGAAGUUUCAUUAUGGAGAGAAGUCAAAUUCCAAAUAGCUUCCCCCAAACCAAUAAAUGAAACCGACUUCACAAUUUCCCCGGCUACUGUUACAACAGUAAACAUACGUGGAGAUGGCACUUCACUCUUCUUUAUCCAGGAAGGCCAAACUUUUUACGUGGAAUUCAUACCAGCUGAAGAAAGGCGUUCAGUACCUCCACUUAACUUCCAUGUAUUGGAACAUGGUAGUCUUGUGUUAUCUGCUGAUACAAGGCUUAUUGGAAAGAUGGAAACACCCAUGGAGUUACAUGGGACAUUGCUUGAAGUGUAUAAUCUAACAAUGGCACCAUACAAGAACAUGAUACUUGGAAAACAUGCAUCGGUUGUUCCAAAUACAGCUGCUGUUUCAGCAACAGGUUCAAACUUCACAUUUGAUGUACUUACCAUGGAAGCUCGUACAAAUAUAGUAUUCGAGUCUACAAAACCACUUCAGAUGGAGAUAGAUGUUCUUACUAUGAGGUCACAGUCAAGUUUAAGUUGUAAUGAAUUGGUUCUUUAUGUUGGAACAAUGAACAUGGAAGGAGGGGCUUAUGUUGAUGUGUCUGGUCUUGGAUCGCUACAAGAACAGGGCUUGGGAGCUGGAGUUAUAUCUAAUGGUUAUGGAAUAGGAGGUGGACAUGGUGGUUAUGGUGGUGGUAGGAAUGAUCAUUCAACUGCAGGGGAAGCAUAUGGCUCGUUUAGAAGACCUCAGUUAUAUGGAAGUGGUGGCGGUGGUUCUCAAGGUGGUCGAGGUGGUGGUUGCAUCCAUCUUAACGUCAUUCAAUCUUUCCACCAUGAUGGAUGGUUGCAAGUUAAUGGCGGGCAAGCUACUGGUUCAAACCAUGGUGGUGGUUCAGCUGGAUCUGUUCUCAUAACAACAGGCUCUAUUACUGGGCAUGGGUACAUAACAGCAAACGGUGGUAAUGGUCAUGGACACGGUGGUGGUGGUUCUGGUGGUCGAGUUUCUGUUCAUUCAAGUGUGUCUUCGAGGUUUACUGGAAUCCUAAAUGCAAUUGGUGGAAGAGGGAAUGAUGCAACUAAGAAUGGUGGAAGUGGAACUGUAUUUAAUAUUGGACAAAACAUUGAAAACUACGACGGAAGACAGAUACCUUCAGAUCAAAGUGGUGGCUUCUAUGGCAACCUUCGUAUUGAUAACCAUGAUGUCAACUCCACCUCAGCUACGGUUCUGAUGCUUGAAGAUAACAUUACAUCAGUUGAAAUAACAGAGCUACAGAUAUUCAACGGCACACGGGUGGUAUUCGAAGGGCAAGACACUUCUGUUACAAUUCAUAAGUUUUUGGGCGAUCGAACAGGUCUUGUUCAUUUGCAAGAAAACCAAGCCCUUCACGCUGAUCAAACUGGUGCAUUGUAUGGAUAUACUGUUGCUCCCGUGGCUUAUAAGAUUGAUGUCAAUGCUGAAUUAGUUCUCCCACCCCGAACAUUAUUCCUGGGUAGUGGUACUACAGUUGAAGGAAUAUUAUCUGGUGCAACUCAUAUACAACUUGCUAACGGAGCCAUUUCAACUUUCACAUCUUCUGCAAGAACUGGUAAAGUUGAAAACCAUGAAACUGUGGAAGUAACACAACCUGGGAAUCUCUCAUUUGCUUUGAUUGAAAUACACAGAUAUUCCAAAGUCUUUAUACAAGAAGACACCGGCAACUUGAGUGUGGUAGUUGGUAAACUUCAACUGAACUACCAAUCCAAACUAAUGAUGAACAGAGGUAGCAUACUAAGUCAACAUGUGGAUAUUGAAAGUCAAGGUAACUUGUUGAUGGACGGAACUGGAAACGCACCGGAGCAAGGUCUUGGGGGUGGUAGAACUGUUAAUGGUGUUGGUCUUGGAGCCGGCCAUGGUGGAUAUGGUGGUUCAUUGAAGGUUGAUGUGAAAGGAGGUGAUUCGUAUGGAUCACUAUAUACACCAACUCAUCUUGGUAGUGGAGGUGGUAAUGGAAAUGGCAAUGGUGGUUAUGGUGGUGGAGUCCUUAGAUGGAUAAACGCUGAGAGUUUCUACGUGGAUGGUUUGAUUGAUGUUUCUGGUUCCUCUGGUAAUGGAGGAAAUGCUGGUGGUGGAAGUGGUGGUUCAGUGAUGAUUAGGACGCUCAACUUUAGUGGUCAUGGUGAAGUAAGAGUCAAUGGUGGAAACGGUGCUGGAAAUGGUCAUGGUGGCGCUGGUGGAAGGAUUGCUGUGAGAGCUGCAUGGAAAUAUGACUUCCCUGGUUACUUAUGUUCUGUGGGGGGUGUUGGUAAUGUUCCUGGCGCUGCUGGGACCGUAUAUGUUGAAGAAACCGCUCGUGGCCCACAAUAUUCAAAGAUUAAAUACACCCACCUUGGAGCAUCUGUACCUCAUGUGUAUGCAGCUCAUACUUUACUUAAGGUUGAUGGUGAAGAUAUACAUGCUGCUAUACAUUCAGAUAGGUACCUGAUACCGUGGAUCUACACCAUUGUACAAGGUGGUAGCAUGGAAGAAGAUGGUAAACCUGGGUUGGAAUAUGAGUUUGAUGAAGCAAGAAUAACAAGACACGCAAAUAUUCGAUUCUUCCAUCCAACAAGGGAUGGAGAACCCAAUGCUGAAGUAUUGAGUAACACCACAGUAGUAAUCGUGCACAAGUUCUUGGGCGACCAAACUGGCAAGAUCCACAUUAGAAGGGAGCAACAGCUGUUUGUUGAAUAUCUUCAAAAUCCAAGCAAUGAAACCAAUGCACCUUGCAGUUUCAGAGUUGACGUCGGUGCCGAGCUAAUAAUGCCAAGUCGCUCUCGAUUACUCGGCACUCGUUCAUGGAUCGAAGGAAUGUUGGUUGGGGUUGAGGAUCUCUCAGUUGCACUAGGGGGCGAUGUUGUGUUCUUAUCUACAGCACAAACCGCGCUCAUUGAAAGUGGGACAAAGCAUCAUGUCACCAAUCCUGGGGAGUUUGGAUUCUCGAGCAUCAUCAUUAUGCGUAAUGGUAGAGCUGAAUUCCAGAAGAUUAACAAAGCUGUGAAGAUCAGUGCUGGCUUGGUUAAAGUUCAAUACCAAGCUGAGAUGUUUGUGUAUCAUGCUGUAGUGGAUUCUGGGUAUGGUGUUCUUGAAAGUGAAGGUUUACUGUACAUGGACAACUCUGGGCAUGCUGCAGAGCUUGGGGUUGGAGCUGGUAGGACAACAUCAUCUAAUACAGGUAGUGGUGGUGGACAUGGUGGACAAGGUGGUGGACCAUCUCCUAACUUUGGUGGGGCUGCUUAUGAUUCUAUAUAUACACCAACCCAACUGGGUAGUGGAGGUGGUAACGCAGGCACAGUAAAGGGUGGACCAGGUGGCGGAUAUUUACAUUGGAAAGUUGGGAAGUUGUUAGAAUUGAACGGAAUACUUCGAGCAAGUGGUGGCAAUGCAUUGGGUCCUAAUGCUGGUGGGGGUUCUGGUGGAUCCAUAUUGAUUGAAACAACCAAUAUAACUGGACAUGGUGAGAUCAACGUCCGAGGUGGCCUUGGUGGUUCCGGUAGUGGUUAUGGUGGUGCUGGUGGAAGGAUUGCAGUGAAAUGUAGAUGGAGAUAUCAGUAUGGUGGGAAGUUUAUUAACGCUGGUGGAUUGGGAGGUUCUAGUUCAUUGUUACUUGCAGCUGCUGCAGGUACAACUUACAAAGAAGAGAAUAUGCGGCCACCUCAAUACAGGGAGCUUAAAUAUAACCCGAGCAAGAACCAGACCUACCUCAAAGUUGACCAUACAUACAUACAUGCUGAUAAUGAAGGCAAUGACGUACCACCUGCAACAGUUAUCAUGGAGGAAAACACCUUCUAUUAUGAGUUUGAUGAAGCUGAGCUCACUGGAUAUGCAAGGCUUAUAUUUUACCAUCCUGAUUCGGAAAUGCACAAGGCGAACGGCACUCAUGCCAACGGGACAUCAUCAGAACUUGAUAUACACGUCACUGUUGAGAUCCAUCUCUUCUAUGGUGAUAGAACCGGCUUGCUACACUUGUAUGGAGGUCAGCGAUUGUUUGUUGAAUACAUCCCAUCUAACUGGACAUGGACGAUAGCACCUUGCAGUUUCUUCAUUGAAGCUGGAUCAGAAAUAAUCUUACCACAGGAGACUCAUUUGGAAGGCACACGCAGCAUCUUAGCCGGUCGUAUCAGUGGGGUGCAUAAACUUUAUGUGUCAAGGGGAGGUGACGUGGAGUUCCACUCGUCAGCCAACACCGCACUCUUACUCGAUGCCACAAAUUCAACUCACGUGGUUUACGAUACAGAACACAUGACCAAACCUGGCAACUUCUCCUUCAGUUGGUUCCACGUUAAAACUGAUGGAACCGUGGAAUUUACAAAGAUACACAGACUUCUGUUGAUAAGCAGUACAGAUGUUAAGGUGAAAUACGGUGGACAACUAUACAUGAACAUCGGUGAAAUCAUUUGCUCCCAUGCACGCGUCGAGAGUGGCGGGAUCUUUCAUUUGGACGGACGUGGUCACUCAGCUAUGGAAGGUGUAGGGGGAGGGUUCACUGUUAAUGGUAUAGGAUUGGGUGCCAGUCAUGGUGGACAGGGUGGUGGGAUGUACCGAGACAACCUCCCCCCUACAUACGACUCUAUAUUCCACCCUGUGUUACCUGGUAGUGGUGGAGGUAACGGAACAAGUGGAGGUUCUAUCACUGGAGUUGGUGGUAGUGGAGGUGGCUUGCUGUGUUGGAAUGUUGGGAAACUUAUUGAAUUAGAUGGAUGGAUGGCAUUAAGAGGAUAUGAUGGCACAGGAUCAAACUCCGGUGGUGGAUCCGGUGGUUCGGUUGUUAUCAAGACAUUUAACAUGACAGGCCAUGGUGUGAUUGAUGUACGAGGUGGCAGAGGUGGUUCACAUAAUGGUGGUGGAGGAGCUGGUGGAAGGAUAGCCAUCCAUUGCGAAUACCGAUAUUCCUAUGGAGGUACCUUCCUCAACCGAGGUGGUGCAGGUGGUAACAGCACUGAACAAGACCUAGAUGUUAAUGAGGCAAACUAUAACGAUUAUGAUGUCAUAAAUAUCAUCUCAGAUCCUCUAGGUGGUGCUGCAGGGUCAAGUUAUAUUGAGGAAAACAUGAGACCACCUCAGUAUAGAAUACUUAAGUAUAAUCCUGGAUUGAACACAACAUACUUCCAAGUUGACCACAGGCACAUCCAUGUUGAUAAUGAAGGUGUUCUUGUGCCUGUUGCUUCUGUAUUGAUGGAACAUGUUGAUACAACUGUAUAUGAAGUUGAAGAGAUGUAUUUAACCGGGGCAGCACGGUUGAUAAUUAAACAGCCCGUCUUGAAUGAAGUUGCCAUGAAUACAACGGAUGAACUUGGUAGAUCUGGAACACUAACAACUCUCACUGUACAUAAGUUCAUUGGAGAUUCAACAGGGAAAAUGCACCUGAGACAUAAUCAGGUAUUACAUGCUGAAGUCAAGGAAUCAACUACAAACAGGACAGAAGCUCCGUGUAGUUUCCUCAUUGAUGCCACGGCUGAAAUAGAGUUACCAACGGAGGUUCACAUUCAUGGAAUUGACUCGGAAAUCCACGGUACAAUGACUGGUGUCCAUUCUCUUUACAUUGAGGGGGGUGCACAAGUUCAUUUCACUUGCACUUCACGCACUGCAUUGAAAGAGGGUGGUGAAUACACACGAGUUACAAGCCGUGGGAACUUCUCUGUAUCAGAAGUUGACGUGAAAUACAACGGGAUGAUAAUCUUCACUGACCAGUUUGAAAACGAUGGCAACGACAUGUUGGUCACAAUACCUGACCUGGAGAUAAAACACGCCGGCAAGAUAAUGUUGCGCAAUAGUGCUACUAUUGAAAGCGGAUGGGUGGAUUUGGAAAGUGCAGCUUUUAUUACAUUAGAUGGUACUGGGUUCAAACCCUCCCAAGGACCUGGUGCUGGUCGUUACCUUGGUAGAUCUGGUGCAACUGGUGCCAGCCAUGCAGGAUCUGGUGGACAUCUGGAUAUUGACAUUGCAACAAGCAACUCGAUGAAUGAAACACAUGACACAUCAGCGAUAUAUCAUGGACAUUAUGGAUCUGUAUUUACACCGGUUGCAAAGGGAAGUGGUGGUUCUGGUAGUUAUGCUGGUUCUGGUGGUGGAGCACUUCAUGUAAAGGUCGGCCGCACGUUACAUUUGGAUGGAUUGCUGUCGUCCAAAGGUUCAGAUGCUACUGGUGAAAAAUCCAGUGGUGGUUCCGGUGGAAGCAUUCUAAUUGAAACAACUAAUUUCACUGGGCAUGGUGAACUAUCUGUGCGUGGUGGAAAUGGUAGAGGAGGAAUUAAUAGCAAUGAUGGGACAAGUGUCCUUGGUGGUGGUGGAGGUGGUGGUAGAGUAGGCAUACAUGUGAGACACCAGAACAACUAUGGUGGGUUGUACACUACAGAAGGUGGUGUUGGUGUGUAUGGCACCACAGCAUCACCACUGCAUUUGCCUGUUGAUGGAUCAGCCGGUACAAUCUACAAAUACGAAUCACGAAGAGGUCCACAGUAUCGUGAGCUUAAGUACAACACAACUGUGGAUGAAGCAAACUACAAACCAGACCACACGUUCCUUAAGAUCGAUGCUGGGGCAAGGAGAGGAUUCAACACAGAUGCUGAAGUUUCAUCCCUACCUACUAUGAUAAUGGAGGAAGGAACAAUUAAUUACGAGUUUGAUGAAAUACAACUUCAUGGGACGGUCAAUCUAUUGUUUUACCAUCCAAGGAACAACAGCACGGUCUCAGCAAUUGCUCAUGAACUGACUGGUGACAAGCAAGGUAUUAUAGCAAUACGGGGUCAGCAGAUAUUAUACGUUCAUUAUGUUGAAUCGACUCAUACUUUCCUGGAUGCUCCUUCAAGUUUUGAUGUGAUGGCUGGGGGUGAAGUGGUUCUUCCUACGACCGUCAUUUUAAGAAACCGCGUUACAAGGCUUGCUGGGAGACUCACUGGUGUUCAUGAAAUUAUUACUGAAAGAGACGCAAAGUUUUAUGUGACUGGUUCAGCUCAUACUAGCCAGGUUUUAGACAAAUCGAACCCUUACAACGGAGAGAGGACAAACAUUCAACGCAACCGACACCUCCUGUUUGGCAAGUUGUUCCUGAACAACCGUGCCCAACUAAUUGCAAGGUUCCCAACUUCUAAUGGUUUCAUCACUACUUUCAACAUUGCUCAAAUAACUUUGAAGAAAGGAAGUUUAUUCACGUCGGAAACAAAACGACUCAGUUUUGAUGCUUCAAACUUCAUAAUAGAAUCAGGUUCCACCCUUAGUGCUGAUGCAUCGGGUCACACUGGAGGGUCCUUGGCUCAAAGUGGAGGUUGUGGUUCAAGGGGUUGUGCUGGUGGAUCAUACGCAUCUCGUGGUGGGAGUGGCUACAAUGGAAAUGCUGCUGGGGAUCAUCUGCUUCCGUUUGAUUCCAUCUUUAACCCAACAUCACCAGGAGUUGGUGGGGCAGGAUCCCAGGGAGGUUCAGGUGGUGGACACAUCAGGUUGAUUGUUGGAGAUAAACUUCUAGUAGAUGGCCGUCUAACUUCAAAUGGUGGUAAUGCACAAGUAAACAACGUACACAGUGGUGCGGGUACUGGUGGAAGCAUUCAUAUCACAUCACCUGCUAUCAUUGGUGUUGGAGCUAUCACAAGUGUUGGUGGUCGUGGAUAUUCUUGGCAAGUUUCCAACACUGUUUAUGGCAGUGGUGGUGGUAGUGGUGGAAGGAUAGCAUUACACCUUUCGUUUGGUGCUUCAAGAAAUCUUGGGUUCAAAUAUCGUGGCACAUUCUUAGCACUUGGUGGUAUCGGACAUGCUAAUGCAUUCGCUUCACCUGGUACUGUGUUUAUUGAAGAGGUUGUGAGUUUGAAUACAGAUGCCAGUAGUGAUGAGGGUGCUAAUGCAACUUCAAGGAAAAAGAGAGAUCUUUCAGCAGGUGUUCCACAACCAACAUCUGUAAGAAAGGUGUUAAUAGUUGAGAACGCCAACCGUCAAAUGAAUCCUUCAAACUGUGUAUUGUUGGGUUGGUUUAAUAACAACGAAGCAGCCGACCAAGGACUUCAUUCGUCCCUUACACUGGAUGAACUUAAAGUUAUGAAACAUGGUUGCGUUUCGGUUCGAAACUCCCCACGAGUGACUGCAGUUCCUACAGUGAAUGUUAAAGUCGCUCAAGUAACCGGGGAUGCUACUGGAGUGGUUUAUGUACAAGCUAACCAGAAGUUGUACGUUGCACCUGAACAACAUAGAACUGAAAUACCCAUUUCAAUUAUUGUGAACAGAAAUGGCCAGCUACAAAUACCAAGUGAGACGAGAACAAACGCAGACCUCCAAAUACACGGUCAUGUUAGUGGGGCUUGGGCUGUUACUGUUGCUAGUAGCAGUGGCCGGUUAUAUCUUGGCUCAACUGGUUUCACAUCAACCAGCAAUUGCACUGGUGGGGUUGUGAAUGGAACAACUGAGGCUUGUGUUGUAACUGAGGAAGAACAAGGUCACUUCAGAUUUAGCUCAAUCUCAAUUUAUUUGAACGCACGAUUAGAAACCGCGAGAUCUGGUGUGGCCAAACUUGAGGAAAAUGAAGACGCUAUGAUGUUAGAUGUGUGUGACCGACUUGAACUGGAAUACAACUCGAGGCUUAAGAUCCAAGAUUCCUUGAAAGUGAACGCGCAGAAGUUAAAGGUUGAAUACCAGGCAGUGGUUAAUGCAGCUUACAGUGGUUACAACAGUGCACAAGGUCCUGGUGGUGGAAGGACUUGUUACUGUAGUGGUGGUACUGGUGGUGGUACUGGUGCUGGGCAUGGUGGAAGAGGUGGAAGUGCAGAUGGCAACCGAUGCACUGGUGGACCUACAUAUGACUCGCAAUGUUUUCCAACCAUUAUUGGUAGUGGUGGUGGUUCUAGUUCCAGUGGAAGUGGUGGAUCAGGUGGGGGUGCUUUCUUACUGACAACCAGUGACCUCGCAUUGAUUGAUGGCAAUGUGAAUGCAAACGGUCAAAAUGCGAGAGCUAGUUACGCAGGUGGUGGUUCUGGUGGGUCAAUUACUUUGCAGAACUAUUGGUUUGAGGGAUGGGGAAGAAUCCAUGCAGAUGGUGGAAGCACUUCUGGCAGUCAUAGUUACCAUAAUUGCUACAGAGUUGGUGGUGGAGGAGGUGGUGGAAGAAUCAAAACUUUAUCCCCAACUGGAAUCCCGAAACCGUUGUUUUGGAGAAGAAGUGUCAGUGGUGGUACUUCACCCUCGCAUCCGGGAUCUGCAGGAACAGUAUGCCCGCUGUCGAGCACCGGUUACUUUAACUACUUCUUAUUUGAAUCAAGUGCAGCAGUGGAGCAACAUUCAUGUGGUUGCAAUGCUGAGGUUGAUACACAAGGAGCAGAUGCUGUAGGAAGGGAUUAUUGUUCAUCUCAUGGUGUAUGGAACUCUACUGAGUGCGUUUGUGAUCCUGGAUAUGUUGGAUUCACUUGCCAGUUUGAAUGCAAUCCAAAUUCAACCUGCAAUGGCAGAGGUGACUGUGACAGUGAAUCUGGAUGCUGUGAUUGCAAUACAGGAUAUGUUGGCAUGAGGUGUGAGCAUGCAUGCCAUCCACUAUAUGACUGCAAUGGUAAUGGGAAAUGUAAUAUACUUGGUGAAUGCGAAUGUGAUGCUUGCUACAGCGGCGAACAUUGUGAGUUCUUGUGUGGAUCAAAUACAUCAGAUACAACUCAAGAUAUUCGUGGUCAAUGUGUGGACGACUUCUGUCGUUGUGAAUCAUGUUUCUCUGGCACUUACUGCGAACUUGAAUGCUCAGCGCGUGGGUCUUGUGUUCAGAAUGCCCUAUCAUCAUCUUGUGUGUGUACGGAUACAGAACUGUGGGGUGGUACCCGUUGCGAUGAAGCUAGAUGCCCUGGAAGCUCUGGUGUUGAAUGUAAUGGGCAUGGUGUGUGCAACAAAGCGCUACACCAGUGCUACUGUGAACCUGGCUGGGGAGGCAAUGACUGUUCGGAUAUAGACUGCCCUGGGGAGCCAGAUUGUUCAGGACAUGGACAAUGUAAUUUGGACAGCAACUCAAAUCCUAUUUGUCAAUGCAGUGCGUCAUAUUUCGGAACAUCUUGUGAACAUCAUUGCGCAAACGGAGUUAUUGUAAUGCCAUCUCAAAACAACACUAUGAGCUUUGAUUGGGAAACUGGUGCGUUUAUAUACACACCAACAUCCCCAGAAUGUAGUUGUAAUUCUUGCUGGACUGGGAAAGAAUGUAACAUCCUAUGUUCUGGAUAUGGAACUUGUAGCGCUGAUACUUGUGACUGUGAUCCUUUGCUUGGAUGGAGAGGAGACACUUGUGAAGUGCCUGGUUGUCCUGGGUAUGAUGGUUUGGACUGUACAGGUCAUGGUGAAUGCAUAAGUUCAACACAUACUUGUAUAUGUGAUGCUGGAUGGAGAGGGGUUGCUUGCCACCAACCUGAUUGUCCUGGUGAACCUGAUUGCUUCAACCGUGGAACUUGUGUUGCUGAGAUCGCAGGUCUUCAAGUUAAAAGUGAGUUCAGUUUACUUGGAAGGUUGCUGUGGUCUCCUGUGUGCAAAGAUUGCCAGGAAGGAUGGAUGGGAGCAGCUUGCAAUGAUCCAUGUGUGAAUGGAGUACAGGAUCCACCAAACAGUGGGAACUGUGCGUGCGAACCUGGAUGGGCGGGCGUUGGUUGUAAUUCUGAAUGUUCUGGUAACGGACACAUAGUUGAUGGCGUCUGUGUAUGUACAUUUGAACUUGGAUUUAAAGGAGAACUUUGUGACAUUCCUGGUUGUCCUGGUAUUAACGGUCUUGAUUGCUCUGGUCAUGGAGAUUGUGAUUCCGCUGAAGCUGAAUGUACAUGUGAUCCAGGGUGGCGAGGUAUUGGUUGCCAGUAUCCUGAUUGCCCAGGUGACCCUGACUGUUACAAUCGUGGAAGUUGUAACUCUUCUGUUGAUCCACCUGUAUGUGUCAAUUGUCACUCUGAUUGGAUGGGAAUCGAUUGUGGAUCUCCAUGUUUGCAUGGAACACAGGAGCCAGCCAACAGCGGCAACUGUGUCUGUGAGCCUGGAUGGGCUGGAGUUGGUUGUAAUUCUGAAUGUUCUGGCCAUGGUCAUAUUGUUGAUGGUGUUUGCCAGUGUGAUUAUGAAAGUGGUUGGAAGGGACAACUAUGUGAUAUACCUGGCUGUCCUGGAUUGAACAAUUUGGAUUGCUCUGGAAAAGGUGCUUGCAACAGCGCUACAUCUGAAUGCACCUGCAGACCAGGAUGGAUAGGUAUUGGUUGUGAACGUACCGACUGCCCUGGUGAGCCGGACUGUGAGGGGCGGGGUAUUUGUGAUGGAGUCAACUAUGACCCACCUCGUUGUGUUGAUUGUUCAUCUGGGUGGAUGGGUGAUGGUUGUAAUGAACCUUGUGUUAAUGGAAGUCAAGUUGUAGCUAACAGUGGUGAAUGUACAUGUCAUCAGUGUUAUGCUGGGGUUGGAUGUAACUCCGAGUGUUCAGGCAACGGCCGAUGCUCCAAUGAUGACAAUGCUUGCGUGUGUAAUGCUGGAUACUGGGGUGAGAAAUGUGAAGUGACAGGAUGCCCAGGUGUUGGUGUCUCCUGUUCAGGCCAUGGGUCUUGCAAUCCAGAACAACAGAUAUGUACGUGUGAUGAAGGUUAUUCUGGCCCUGGUUGUUCUGAUCCAGAUUGUCCUGGUGAACCUAACUGUAAUGGAAAUGGUGUAUGUUCAACUGAGCCAUAUUAUCUAAGUAUGCCUGACCAGUUGGAUAUUGGGCAAAUGGUUGUUCGGUUGGUCACUAUACCUCACUGUGUGGAUUGUUUGGACGGCUGGUAUGGCCCUGCUUGUGGAAUCCGAUGCGUCAAUGGAACAGUGUCAAGUAAUGGAGAAUCCUGCAUCUGCCAUCCAUGUUACUCUGGACUAGAUUGUGACAUUGAAUGUUCAAACAAUGGUCAUUGUGAUGCUGACUUAGAUGUUUGUGUGUGUGAUAAUAGAGCAGGUGAUGCUUGGGUUGGAGAGAAAUGCGAAUAUCAAGGUUGCCCAGGGUUGGAUGGUUCAUGUAAUGGCAAUGGUAUGUGUUCUGCUACCAGCAGUGUAUGUGAAUGUUUCCCUGGAUGGACAGGUGAAGAUUGUGGUACGCCAUCUUGCCCAGAUGAAUGUAAUAACCAUGGAGAGUGUAUGGAUACUAUACCAAGGCAGUGCAGAUGUUCUGCCGAAUGGGGAGGUGAAUUCUGCGACCAGCCAUGCGUGAAUGGGACAAAUGUUGACGGGACGAGAUGUGUUUGUGAUCCUUGUUACUCUGGUGUGGGGUGCAACUCUAUUUGCUCAGGUUUUGGUGAAUGCCAACAAGACAGUGGAACCAACGAACUAUAUUGUCGUUGUUUCUAUGAGCUUGGUUACAAAGGAUCUACAUGUUCGGUACCAGGCUGUCCGGGAUGGCCAUUAGAUUGUUCUGGACAUGGUGAUUGUAACUUGGGAAGCAUGGAAUGUGAAUGUUCUCCUGGCUGGAAGGGAGUGGCUUGCCAUGUACCCGAUUGCGGAGGUUCACCAGAUUGUCUUGGUAGGGGUGUAUGCCAACCACCAUUAUCAUUGUUAAACGGUGCUCCUACAUCUGCCAAUACCUUAUACCAAUACGUGGAACCAUAUUGUGCCUGCAAUGCUCCAUACAUGGGUGAUAGUUGUGAACUAACUUGCUACCAUGGAACUGCCCAAAGAUCGCUUAAUGGAACAUGGUGGUGUCAAUGUGAUCCUUGCUAUGCAGGGAGUGACUGCAAUCUAUUGUGCAACCUUCAGGGCACCUGCUCAGAUGGGAUAUGUGACUGUGGAUUCAAUGGUUGGCGUGGCAACAGUUGUGACAUCCCUGGUUGUCCAGGUUAUGACAGAGAUUGCACACGACAUGGAGAUUGUAACCUUGCGUCUGGGAAAUGUGUUUGUUCUGAGGGUUGGUCUGGAGUUGGAUGUCAUGUGCCUGAUUGUCCUGGAGAUCCAGAUUGUAAUUCACAUGGGGAGUGUGUACAAGCACCUCUUCCUCCCAAUGAUGAUGGUAUAAGCGUUCUUAACCUACCCCCCGUAUGUGAAUGCGACCCUGGGUUCUAUGGUCUGGCAUGCGAAUAUACGUGUUCGAACGGCACCAUUGAUGAAACUGCACAGAACUGUUCAUGCGCUCCAUGCUAUAGUGGUCAUGCUUGUAACAUCUUGUGUUCAAACAUCGGUACUUGCUCUGAUGAAGGAACUUGUGUUUGUGGUUUCGAUGGAGGACGUGGAGAGUUUUGUGAAGAACCAGGUUGCCCAGGUGUAAAUGAGAUUGACUGUUCUGGACACGGCCAAUGUGUGUCUGCUACCGGCAAAUGCAUCUGUAACCCUGGAUGGACGGGCACAGGUUGCCACAUACCUAAGUGUUUGGAUGAUUGUAACCAACGAGGUGAAUGCUUCCCAAGUGAUCCACAACUACAAGCGUUCAAAAAUGCUAUUGUUCCUUACUGUCGCAACUGCAACGAUGGUUGGAUGGGAACGUCAUGUGAAGUGCCUUGUGCAUUCGGGGAAGAAGUUCCCAAGAAUAGUGGUUUCUGUCAAUGUGAUGCAUGCUACCAUGGUGUAUCAUGCGAUACUAUGUGUGGUGGGAAUGGUAACUGUACAGCUGGUUCAUGUGACUGUACAAAUGAUGAUGGGCUAAAUACUGGAAACUGGGGCGCGUAUUGUGACCAACCGAGCUGUCCUGGAAUUGGUGUUCCUUGCAGUGGUAAAGGGAGUUGUAACCUUAUCAACCUUGAGUGUUGGUGUGACCACGGUUGGAAAGGAUCAGGUUGUCACGUUCCCGACUGUCCUGGCGAGAUUGAUUGUAAUGGAAGGUCUGUUUGUAAUGCAACAACUGAUCCACCAUCUUGUACACUUUGUGAUGAAGGUUGGUUUGGCGACGCAUGCGAGAAGUCUUGUGUGUUUGGCACCCCUUCAAAUGAAGUAUGUGUGUGUGAUUCCUGUCAUACUGGGGUUGCAUGUAAUGUAGAAUGCUCUGGUUACGGAGCUUGUGUUGAAGGAGCUUGUUCUUGCCAGGAGGCUUGGUGGGGAGACAAAUGUGAAACGCAAGGCUGCCCUGGCAUUGCUGAAUAUUGUACAGGCCACGGCCACUGUAGCAUCCUGGAGCAAUCUUGCCAUUGCUAUAGUGGUUGGAAGGGGACAGGGUGUUCGACACCUGACUGUCCUGGAGCACCUGAUUGCUUUAAUAGAGGUGAUUGCGACGCCAUCAACUUUGUCCAACCUAUGUGUGUGAAUUGCACUGGUGGUUAUAUUGGUGGUUCAUGUAACAUACCAUGUAUACAUGGAUAUGAAGACCCCCCACAAAGUGAGGCAUGCGUUUGCUCAAGUGUUUGUUACACUGGUGAUGCUUGUGAUAUCACUUGCUCAAAUAAGGGAACUUGUGAGGAUGGGAACACCUGUGUCUGCCAAGAAGGUUACAAAGGUGAAACUUGUGGUGAACUCCACUGUCCUGGUGGGGAAGAAAUGUGUUCAGGUCGUGGCUCGUGUGUGAGGAUUAAUGAGCGUUCAGUUUGUGUGUGUUCACCUGGUUUUGGAGGGAAUGACUGCUCGGAGCUUAUUUGUCCGGGAGAACCAUAUUGUAAUAACAGAGGUGCCUGCACACUUUUGGAUUCUGUCCCACAAUGUGUAUGCGACCAUGGUUUUGAUGGAGACGCUUGCGAAAGGUGUAGAAGUCGAUACACAGGAUCACUUUGUGAUAGAUGCAUCAGUGGAAGGGUUGGAUAUUCAAGCUCUUGUGAGGUUCCUUGUUUCCAUGGUUAUGGUGCGGAAAGUAACGACACUCAGUGUAUCUGUUAUAAUGAUGGUGUCAAUGGAAAGUGGAGUGGAGAUACUUGUAAUGUAUGCCAGGGAGGAUGGGACGCGCCAUCUUGUACAACCUGCCACCAAGACUACAUAGGUGAUGGUCACUGCAGUAUUCAAUGCAUGGCUGGUAGAGGAGCGUACCGUCACCCACAAGAAGGGAGUGGAGGAACAAAUAUGAUUAAGCCAUUACUGGCGUGCACACAAGUAACAUCAGAAGCGAAAUAUAUUUGGUGGGGAUAUGAGAACUUCAACUCACAUAUUGUGACUGUGGACUAUGGGGCUGACAACCAUUUCAUCAUUGAAACUAAUACUGAAACAAGAACCCAGAAAAACUUCAGACAAGUUGUCACAUUUUACCCUGGAAGACAUUAUAAUGUAUUUAAAACAAGCACUUCUUCCAAUGAUGAGAUCAUUAAAUGGGUUUUAAACAACCCCAACAACAACAACCCACCCAACGUUGCUUCUUCGAAUGAUUCAACAACAGAAUGUGCAACCGACAUCAAGCCAACGCAGAUUGCAGGUCCAUACACUGAUGGUGCAAAUGAUCCAGGUUACUGCGCAUGUCUACCUGGUUACUGGGGCAGCAGGUGUCAAAACAUCUGCCCAGGUGGUGAAUUAAAUCCAUGUUACGGGCAUGGUACAUGUGUGUCAAGCACCGGCAUCUGUGAAUGCAAGGAAAGGUUUAGAAACGACACAAACUGUGAGCAAUGUAUUGAAGGCUGGAUAGGAAGUGACUGCUCAGUUGCUGCUAGCCAAGGAAUUAAAAACACAACCAAAACUAUAUACACUGGGCUUGUAUAUUCUGCCGCUCACUUCAGUACGUUUGAUGGAUCCCUGUUCAACUUCCGUGGUAGUGGUGAUUAUGUUCUAUACAGAUCUGCAGGUUUAUCUGUACAGAUUCGAAUGGUUCCAUGCGACCAGGAGGGCCAUAGUUGUGUUUCAAUGAUCGCUAUUAAUGUUGGUUCAUCUACCUUGGUGAUACAAGCUGGAUACACCGACACAGACUUGGAUGGUUUAGUUUGCAUUGAUGGAGGAAAUGUUAAUGUUGGAAUGACAAGAAUAUUGGAUGCGAAUCAUACACUCAGUCACCCAAUGUUGGGCCGAUAUGUGUUUGAUGCCGGUACAACUAACCAAACCAAUUCUACAAGUCCAUUCAGUCUUGAGAUCUCCAUUACUGGUCGUUUUAUGAACUUGGUGGCCAGGAGUAGAAAAGAUUGGUGUUCCACUGCAUCUGGUUUGCUUGGCUUAUGCAACAACCAUACUGGGAAUGAUUUCAUCACCAGAGAUGGCAUGGAAAUUACAACUCCUGAAAUAGAGGAAGAAAUGCUGAGUCAGUUUGCUGAGUCAUGGAAAGUAUCGGCCAUCGAGGGAGACCGAUUGUUGUUCAACAAUAACACUUGUAGCAUCGCUUAUAGAGGGUUAUUAUCAUCACAAUCACAAUAUUGUCUCCUCUUCCGCGGAACAAUUAUUAAAACACAACCAAUAUGGUCGUUCUCUAACUAUGACAUAACACUCGAAAUGGACGUGAAGAUUACAGCCACAGCGGGGUCGAGAUGUUUUGAUGUUCUAUCUUACAACAGAGACGCUGAUAUCUCCCUUAAACUGCGCGCAUGUGUUGAAGAUUCAACCAACCAAGCUUUCUUAAGAGCAACAUACUACUCGCCAAACAAGAACGGCCUACAGUCAGCACAUAUGUUAUUUGAUUAUCAAACUACGUUCAAAAUAUAUUUGGACUCUUGGUAUCGCGUUGCUAUGACUUGGAACAAAAAUGACAAACUUCUGCAGAUCAUAGCAUUCGACAACGCUGAUUCAGUUGGUCUUGUUUCACGAUUCACAUUCUCGGGUAUUGGGGAUGAAAACUUGUUCCAACCUGGUGGUUUCAUAUCAUUAGGCCAGUGGGAGCUACCUACAAGGACCUCAGUUGCUGAGAGCAUUUGGAUCAACCAAGUUGCUUUAUGGAAGAGUGAGCUAACCAGAGAUGAGAUUAGGAACAAUAUGAGGAGAGUUGUUAAAGUUUCUGAACCAAAUCUGGCGAACUUAUGGAAAUUUACAGAAGGUCAAGGACUCAUGGUGCAAGAUGUGGUUUCUAACAAUAACUUACAUAUGCUUGGUUAUGGAAGGAGAACUCCUAUCUGGACGCUAUGUUCAGUUAACCAUGUGCAGUGGUUACAAGAAGAUACUAUCUCCACUACACAAAUGAAUGACACCGUACUGAAUAACUAUGCCCAAGUUUGCUCUGACUUGAUCUACAGUGAAGCUAUGCGUGGUACAUGUGGUGGUAUUGGGGCAUCAGUGGCUUUGUAUUUCUAUCAAAGCUGUAAGGCUGAAUGUGCAAGAACCAGGGACAUCACAUAUGCUUCAUAUGCUGUAGCUGCCUAUGCAGAAUACUGCCAAGCUACUUUAUGCUUGAAGACUUGGCCUGCAUUACAACUAUGUUCUACAGCACCACAAUACAUGGAACUGUCACAACAAUGCAGAAUAUUAACCUCAAGUUGUUUAUCUGGAAAAUCUAUUGCACAAGGUGAAUGUGAAUGUUUCCAUGGUUGGUUUGGUUCAGCAUGCCAAUACCAAUGUCCUGGUACUUCACGCAGCCCUUGUAGUGGUGUUGGUGUUUGCGACCAAGUGGAUGGAAAGUGUUCGUGCCCUGUUAACUAUGACCAACAGUCCCCUGCAUGCACACGGUGCGCGCACGGCUAUGCAGGCAAAGACUGCAGCGCUUAUGAGAUUGAAGUGAAAGAUGGCUUGGAACAAAUCACCGCUUCAGCUUAUGGGUUUGGAGAAUAUAUCACCUAUGAUGGACUAAGUUACACCUUGCCGAAAACUGGCGAAUUCUCUUUGGUGAACUCAACAGAUUUGGGAGUCUACUUGCGACAGAGUCGAACACGACGAAGUGCAUCUACCCAACCCAAAACCAAACCUCCACAGCCAACUUACUCAAUAAGUCAGAUCGUUGUUUGUUUGAAUGGAAUCAAACUAGGAAUCCACACACCAUUCCCUAUGACUGGGUUAACUGAAGAACCUGCACACAUUAACAACCAGGGUAUCCCAGAGUUUGAUCCUGUGUUUUUCAUCAACAAAAACAAAGUCAAGAUUGGAGUUGGUUUGGACAAAGGCAUGACUCUUAGUGACGGUUCAAGUGUGGUGAGGCAGUCAGUCGUGUGGACGGAGAUUGUUCAAAACCAAACUUCUCAAGUCAACCCAGACGGAAACAUCACACAGAAUAUUGUUCGAGUCAAUUUACAAGGAACCUUUUUCAAUGUGUUUAUUACAAGUGAUAAACCCCUCGGGCCAACCACAAAUAUAUCGCAAGUAUUGGAAGUACAAGGUGUUGGGCUGAGUGGAACUCCUGAUAAGAAUAUAAAUAAUGAGAUUGUGGAUUCUAAAGGGAAUUAUAUCAAAGUGGAAGAUUUGAGUCGCCAAGUUAUUGUGGAUGAAUUUGCAACGUCUGCGUCUGUGAUCGAUUCAAAUGAUGAGAUGUUCAUUUACAAUGAUAAAGAAUAUUCUGAACCCAGAGUAACAACAGCUGGUGGAAACUGUUUGAGUUUCGUAUCAUACAACCUUACCAACAGUAACACUACAAUGGAGAACUCUACACUUGGAAAUACAACUUCUUCUCCUAAUGCCACGCUACCAUCGUACAUGAUAGUAACCUCAGACUAUCUACCUGAAUCUACAGUGAGCAUAAAGGACAAUGUUUCUUUGGAGUUUUACUUUAAAUUAAACGGAGCCAACAGUUCUGGGGUGUUUUUCUCUUACUUACCUCCCAACAAUACGGAUGAAACUGGAUUUGAUUUAGCGGUUAUUGAUAACGCUAUCAAACUCGGCUGUAAUGGAAGCUGGAUAGAUACAAGCAUAUGCCCCCCUACUUAUAAGACCUUCUGUGACUGGGGAAUGAUUGUGAUCAACUGUGAUCGUGCAACUGGAGAUAUCUGGCUUAUAUAUGUUACUUCAAGUGGGGGUGUUUAUGUUGGCAGAAGGAUUUCAUCAUCUGAGAUUAACUCGUUGACACGAUACGUUGGUGGUGGCAGUGUGUGGUUCAGACCUGGAUCAAGAUUGUCUCUUGGUGGUGGUUCGUUCAUCAAUAGGUUAAACCUUAAUGGUGGAUGGUAUGGAGGUGGUUCCUCUAACACUAAUGGUGGUGGGAGUUCUACACAUAGUGGUUAUUACAAGCCCUUUGGUGGAAGCAUUGAUGAAGUUCAUGUUUGGAAGCGAACCUUUGAUAAAUUGGGUUGUAUUCAGAACUUUGGGAUUAAGUUUGGUUCCAAUCUGUUGUACAGUGGAGCUUCUAAUCAACAUGGAGAUGUAGCAAGUGGGCUUUGGUUCUUAGAUGAGGGGGAAGGACAUGUGUGUACCUCAGCUAUUGCAGGUGGGCCAUCAUUUACCAUUUCCCUUGGUGGUGGUUCUGGUAGUGGAGGUGGUGGCAGUGGUGGCAGCGCUGGUAGUAGUGGAGGCAGUGGCAGUGGUGGUGGUGGUUCAUCUGGUGGCUCUGGUUCUGGUGGUUCUAUCUCAAUAUCUAGUGGAGUAACAUGGACACCAUCUAACGCACCAGUAGUUGGUGUGAUACCCGUGAAUGAUUCACCGGAUUCCUGCAACUGCGAACCAACAGAGCCAGUUACGGAAGUCUUUGAAAACAAUGACACAACAUGGGCUGAAGAUGCAUGUAGAACUGCCUUGGGCCCAAUGAUGAGCAACCCACUGUGCCGAGAUGGGAUGGGAGAUCAACAAGAAGUGUUUAUGCAGAGUUGUAUGAAUGAUGUGAUAACCUACAAUGAUACAAACAUGGCCAAAGUUGCAGCAGAUGCUUACAUUGGGGUUUGCAGGUUCACCUUGAACUUGCCUGACCCUUGCAUCUCCAAUCCAUGUCAGAAUGAAGGUGUAUGCAACAAUGAAGAUGGUACAACAUAUAACUGUACUUGCCCUUGCGGAUGGAAUGGAACCAACUGUGAAAUACAAAUCGAUGAAUGCACGGUCAACCUGUGUCAGCAUGGAGCGCAAUGUGUGGACGAACAAUGUGGUUACCAUUGUGUUUGUACGGCAGGAUAUGCUGGCUUCUAUUGUCAAACACCAUGUAUGGAACCUCUUGGUCUCAACUGCGACAUUCAAGCCAUCCACGAUGACCAGAUUUGUGCUUCUAGUGAAAUGCCAUACGGUCGCAUAUGGUACAUGGCGUGGGCAGCUAAAGAAGCAAGGCUACACAACACCGGAUGGACAAACGCUUGGAUUCCAAGGGAAGACGACUGGGAACCAUGGAUUCAAGUCUCCUUUUAUGAAAAAACUCGUAUUACAGCAAUUGCUACACAGGGUGCUAUGUACAGUGAAUCUUUCUCUAAAAUACCCUCCUGGGUGACGUCUUACUCCAUCAGCACCAGUUAUAAUGGCAGCUACUGGUCAAUGUAUGGUCGGACAUUUGAAGGAAACUUUGACGAGCAAUGCGACGUGAAACGAGAUGUUCUACCUCUAGUUGAGGGAAACCAUAUUCGACUUUAUCCGAUCGAAGCUCAUGAAAAACGAGCUUUAAGAUUUGAGCUUUAUGGCUGCUCUGCUUGUGAUUGUUGCGAUCCGCUUGGUCUUGAAUCUUGUGACGUUUGGGACAGCCAGUUCAGAGCUUCAUCGGAAUAUGGAAAGAACUGCAGGUUCUGCUCCCGCAUGUCCACAGCAUGGCCCUAUUAUGGAAGGCUUAAUUAUAAUGGCUUCAACUUGAACGCAUGGAUAGCAGAUGAUGCAGAUGAACAGCCUUGGCUGGAAGUUGACUUUGUGAUUGCUAAGAACAUCACUGGUGUAAUUACACAAGGUGGCAAACUUAGAUGGUCGCCAUCAUACACCACAACGUUCAAUGUAUCUUAUGGAGACGAUGGCAAGAACUGGACCAUGUUACCUCAGACAUUCGAAGGGAAUUGUAACGCGAACGAAGAGAAGAAAACGAUGUUCGAACGAGCGUUCAUUGCGCGUUAUCUUCGCAUACACCCAAUUACAUGGCGCAACCAUGCUACUUUACGACUGGAAGUUUUGGGCUGUCGGCCCCUUACUCCAGUCAGUGCACAAGAAGAAAGACAAAACGGUCCUUCUACGUUUGAUGGCCAAGAUAUCUUUGGUGGAUUUGAUUAAUUAAACCAUCAAAAAUUAUCCCAUGGUGAAAACGGAAUACGAUUUUUUUAUUAUUACUCAGCAUUUAAAAAGACCAAAAAAAUUAGUUUAAUCGUGUAGAGUACAUUACAUUCUUCAUAAUCAAAUUCGCCUUUGUAUAUUGUCAUUAUAUUUCGUCAUGCUAAUAAACAUUUCGACACAU
Molecule: messenger RNA, 41632 nt
Organism: Ciona intestinalis (vase tunicate)
Lineage: Eukaryota; Metazoa; Chordata; Ascidiacea; Phlebobranchia; Cionidae
Source: RefSeq, a predicted model, not a curated record